AGCUAGCUAGCUAAGCAGCGUAAGCGAAAUAAAGUUUGUUGACAUGAAUGUUGAUGGCUGAGCUUUAAUCUGAAACUUGUUGGGUUAUUACCUAGUAUAAGAAAAAAUGUUUAAUUCACCGCUUGGAAUCAUCUUUCUCGUUGGUUUAUGGUAUGGUGGAGAAGGCAAUGCAAUUGAAGAACCAGCACAAAAGCUCUUGCACAGAGGAGAGUCGGGAGACCAAGGCUCAUGUCCAAACCACUUUGCAGAAUUUUUCUACCAAAUCUCACAAAGGAAUCGAGGGACUAUAUACCUAGCAGACACUACUGACAUCGAACAACAGGCGUGGCUAUCUACAUCAUUCCAAUUAUUUGAAUUGAGUGAAUUAUUGAAAGGGCUAAAUGGAACUGCGGGAAACAAGUCACAACCAGACCAGAAACCAUCACCAAAGUUCAAGUGCGGAGAAAAUGGUGGUAUUGAGAAUGGCAGUGGGGAGGUCAUCAUGGUCAACAGCUCUGAACUUGUGCGUCUCGUUUCACAGCGGCCUAACGCGAGCGCAAUCGCAAACUCAUCUGCGGAGGCGAGUACAAACACGUCGGACAACUCUAGCCAAUCUUCAGAGAAUGUCUGUGUGGUAGUGAUGUUUUUUGCCACUUCUUGCCGAUUUUCAGCAGCCACAGCGCCUCAUUACAAUGCAUUUGGGAGAGCAAUGAGCGCUGUAGAUGUCUUGGCAUUUGAUAUCAAUCAAUCUAAUGGAGUGAAUUCCAGGUAUGGCAUCGUAGCUGUACCAAGCAUCGUCCUCUUUCACAAUGGCAAGCUAGCAGCAAGGUUUAACGAGAGCCAAAGGUCUUUGGAGAGCAUGAUGGACUUUGUCCACAACUUGACUGGGCUACCGGUAAACAAGUCUGUUACAGUUUUAGAAGGAGACCAUGAAGGACCUGUUCCAACCACAGCAGUGAUAGGUCCAGACUACUUCCUCUGGUUCUCUAACACGUUCCUGUUCCUGUGUGCACUACGCCUGUUACAGCAGAAGGUUGGAGCAGCAGUCAGGGCUAAGAUCACAGCAAUCCAGGAAUACGUUGUCCAGGUCUGGAGGACGGGUGAGUUCUAUGAGCAGGUGGGAAUCGCUGACAAUGACGAAGUGCCAAUGAACAAUGAUGCUGCUGAGAUCAGAUGAUGAAUGCCUUCCAUGCCCUGCUGACAGUUCAACCUGAAAUCCUUGGCCAUUUGAGUUCUACGAGCAGAAGGGCAUGGCUGACAAUGAGGAAGUGCCAAUGAACAAUGAUACUACUGAUAUUAGAUGAUGAAUUCCUUUCAUGUUCUGCAGACAGACAGACCUGGAAUUCGCUGCCAUGUCUUAUGUAGUGUGGACAUGACAAACUGUGGUUUUCGCGCUGUUCUUGCCAAGAUAAUCCAUGGCAAAUGUUUUGAUUGCAGAUAACACUUCAACCUUGCAUCCUUGGUCAUGUUAGUGAUGCUUUAGAUGAAGCAAAGUGUAAUUCAUGAGCUGUUAAUGAAGAGAUGAUCUGUUGCAAAUUUCUGAGCAUAUGUUAAAUGCAAGGUGCUGCAAUCCCACUUCCUUUCAGAAUUACAUAUGCACAACAAAAAUUGGUUGGUCUGGCAAAUUAAGAUCAUACUUGCCCAGCUAGAUGAGCAUAGUAUUUCCAUUUCUGUCGACUGGGUACAUACCAAUGUACUAGGAUUCAAAAUUUGUGUUUGAGCAAGUGUUACAGUCUGUGUUGUCCAUUUGUGCAAGCCAGUACAAUGGACGUCUACAGGGAUAACAUUCAUGGGAUCUGAGAUAAUUGUCAGUUUUUAGCAUAAUUUUCGGAGAGUUCACUGAGAAUCCUACAUUUUUCAAAAUGGGGUUCUAAAAUGGUGAAAUAUGAGAAUUAUAUUCAGAAAA
Messenger RNA from Strongylocentrotus purpuratus (purple sea urchin), 1885 nucleotides. RefSeq lists its product as uncharacterized. The transcript is spliced from 4 exons. Lineage: Eukaryota; Metazoa; Echinodermata; Echinoidea; Camarodonta; Strongylocentrotidae. Gene Ontology annotation, cellular component: cilium. Gene Ontology annotation, biological process: cilium assembly. The coding region runs from base 107 to 1156 and encodes 349 amino acids. The record is from RefSeq and is a predicted model, not a curated record.